This is a messenger RNA of Didymella exigua CBS 183.55, 1789 nucleotides long. RefSeq names its product nucleotide-diphospho-sugar transferase. Bases 80 to 1420 code for a protein of 446 amino acids. The transcript is spliced from 3 exons. NCBI's taxonomy places the organism in Eukaryota, Fungi, Ascomycota, Dothideomycetes, Pleosporales, Didymellaceae. Gene Ontology annotation, molecular function: transferase activity. Gene Ontology annotation, biological process: biosynthetic process. Gene Ontology annotation, cellular component: cytoplasm. The record is from RefSeq and is a predicted model, not a curated record.
GGGCCAGAUACGCAAUUGCAGCCACAACACGCCUCCCUACCCUUCCCAAACCUCACCUUGAACACUCCACGGCGUCAAGAUGAGUCUCCAAGCGCCCUCCCUCUCGCUGCGCUCCAAGAGCCCGUCGCGCAACAGCGGCGCCACCAAGGCGGUGAUCCUGGUCGGAGGCCCGUCCCGCGGCACAAGGUUCAGGCCUCUGUCCAUGGAGCUGCCCAAGCCACUGUUCCCCGUCGCCGGCCACCCCAUUAUCGAGCACUGCUUCCGCGCCGUCGCAGCGGUCCCCGAAAUCAAGGAGGUCUUCAUCGUCGGCUACUAUGAGGAAUCCGUCUUCCAGCCCUUCAUCAACUCCGUCUCGACCACGUGGCCGCAGCUGAGCGUCAAGUACCUGCGCGAGUACCAGGCCCUGGGCACCGCCGGCGGCCUCUACCACUUCCGCGAUGUCAUCCUCAAGGGUCGGCCCGAGAAGCUGUUUGUGCUCAACGCCGACAUCUGCUCGUCGUUCCCCCUGCAGGAGAUGCUGCGGCUGUUCGACGACAAGGACGCCGAGGCCGUCAUGCUGGGCACGCGCGUCGCCAACGACUCGGCCUCCAACUUUGGCUGCAUCGUCUCGGACGCCCACACCAAGCGCGUGCUGCACUACGUCGAGAAGCCCGAGUCGCACAUCUCGAACCUCAUCAACUGCGGCGUCUACCUCUUCUCCACCGAGUGCAUCUUCCCCGCCAUCCGCUCCGCCAUCAAGCGCCGCACCGAGCGCCCGCGCCUGCUCUCCUACCCGUCCUCGGAGAACCUCGAUUCGUCUUUCUACCAGGGCGACGACGACGACGAGGACAAGGCCAACCUCGUCAUCCGCCUCGAGCAAGACGUCCUCUCCGACAUUGCCGACUCGCGCCAGUUCUUCGUCCUCGAGACCAAGGACUUCUGGCGCCAGAUCAAGACGGCCGGCUCCGCCGUCCCCGCAAACGCCCUCUACCUGCUCAAGGCCUUCCAGUCGGGCUCCGACGAGCUCGCCGCGCCCUCGGCCAACCUCAUCCCCCCCGUCUACAUCCACCCGAGCGCGCACAUCGACCCGACAGCAAAGCUAGGCCCCAACGUAUCCAUCGGCCCUCGCGUGACAGUCGGCGCAGGCGUGCGCAUUAAGGAAUCUAUCGUGCUCGAGGACAGCGAGAUCAAGCACGACGCGUGCGUCAUGUACACGAUCAUUGGGUGGCACAGCAAGGUGGGCGCGUGGGCGCGCGUCGAGGGCACCGCGCUGCCCGUCACCAACCACAGCACCAGCAUCAUGAAGAACGGCGUCAAGGUCCAGAGCAUCACUAUCCUGGGCAAGGACUGUGUUGUUGGCGAUGAGGUGAGGGUCCAGAAUUGUGUGUGUUUGCCGUAUAAGGAGUUGAAGCGUGAUGUGGCGAAUGAGGUUAUUAUGUAGAGUAGAGUAGAAAAGAGUAGAGUGGAGUUAAAUCCACACAACCUCACAAAUUCAUCUGUUGUUGAGUGGGUUGAUGGCUUGGGUGGGCUAGUGACUGGGGUCUUAUGUUCUUGAGUGUUCUAAUAACUUGAAUGGGCAGCUGGUGUCGGUGCUUUGCGUGCGGCUGUCGAUACAAGCUAGGCAAUUCAAAAGAAGUCAUCUUCUUGAGCGGCAAUAUGACAGCAAGGUAUCGGAUGGAAACUUGGCUGUCUUGCUCGUUCUAUUCGAAUGCUCUGCCUAUCUCGUGUUGCGGAGAACGCUGGUGUUGUGACAAGGGAGCAAGAAGAUUUAACAGAAGCGCGAGUAGUGCUGCGACAGCUGGAAAUAUCA